AUAUAAACAAAUUUUUCGAUUUUGGAUUUAUCAAAUUUUGCAUUUGUCUCCUUUAAGCAACAUGAAAGUGGUAGCUGUUUUGUUCGCUCUUGUAGCUGUAACCUUGGCUGCCCCCCAAAACCUUGACAAGGACGCCACUGUGGUAAGAAAUGAUAUGGACAACAUUGGAGUAGAAGGAUACAAAUACGGCUAUGAAACCUCCAACCAAAUCUCUGCCCAAGAAGAAGGACAAUUGAUCAACCCAGGAACUGACGCCGAAUCCAUUGCAGUCAAAGGGUCUUUCAGAUACCUCGGUGCUGAUGGUAUCACUUACGAAGUCACUUACAUCGCUGACGAAAACGGUUUCCAACCACAAGGCGCCCAUCUACCAGUCGCCGUUCUUUUCGCCGUUUUGGCCGUAGCUGCAGCUGCCCCUCAGCAAAGAGGUCCUGAAGCUGAUGCCGUUGUAUUGAGACAGGAAAGCGACAACAUUGGACUUGAUGGAUACAAUGUUGCUUACGAAACCAGCAAUGGAAUCUCUUCCCAAGAACAAGGUCAACUUGUAAACCCUGGCACCGAUGCCGAAUCCCUAGUAGUACGCGGUUCUUACAGCUACAUCGGUAUCGACGGUCAAACGUACAAAGUCGAUUACUUGGCUGACGAAAACGGUUUCCAACCACAAGGCGCCCAUCUACCAGUACCACCACAAUAAGUCAAAUUAUAUAAAAUAGUGUAAAUAAAAAUGUACAAAAAAAGUUAAUAAUACAAAUUUUGUUAAAUA
This is a messenger RNA of Brassicogethes aeneus, 760 nucleotides long. NCBI's taxonomy places the organism in Eukaryota, Metazoa, Arthropoda, Insecta, Coleoptera, Nitidulidae. The record is from the annotation of a GenBank genome assembly.